UGCUUUCAUUGUAUUUCUGCUGUCUUAAGGCUUUAAAAUGCCUGAGCCAGCGAAGUCCGCUCCCGCCCCGAAGAAGGGCUCCAAGAAGGCGGUGACCAAGGCGCAGAAGAAGGACGGCAAGAAGCGCAAGCGCAGCCGCAAGGAGAGCUACUCCGUCUACGUGUACAAGGUGCUUAAGCAGGUGCACCCCGACACCGGCAUCUCGUCCAAGGCCAUGGGCAUCAUGAACUCGUUCGUGAACGACAUCUUCGAGCGCAUCGCCGGCGAGGCCUCUCGCCUGGCGCACUACAACAAGCGCUCGACCAUCACGUCCAGGGAGAUCCAGACGGCCGUGCGCCUGCUGCUGCCCGGGGAGCUGGCCAAGCACGCCGUGUCGGAGGGCACUAAGGCGGUCACCAAGUACACCAGCUCCAAGUGAACUUGCCAAGAGGAACACACAGCCUCUAGACAUCUCUCCACCUCUGCUUCCCCUGAUGGACCCUGCUUUAUCUCACAAGUCAAACCAUGAAAAUGAGUGACAGUGGAAAAAGACAAAUGGAGGUACAUUUAACAAUCACGGAAGGAACCAUAGACACCUGGCUGAAGAACUCAUUUCUUGUUUUUCUCCCCUGAGUGUAAGAGUGUUAGAUAUUCCUGUAGAAAUUUGUGAAAAGAGAAACAUUAAAACAACAACAACAAAAAAAAA
Marmota monax (woodchuck) is the source of this 685-nucleotide messenger RNA. Its product is annotated as histone H2B type 1-C/E/F/G/I. The coding region runs from base 38 to 418 and encodes 126 amino acids. Gene Ontology annotation, molecular function: DNA binding; structural constituent of chromatin; protein heterodimerization activity. The record is from RefSeq and is a predicted model, not a curated record. NCBI's taxonomy places the organism in Eukaryota, Metazoa, Chordata, Mammalia, Rodentia, Sciuridae. Gene Ontology annotation, cellular component: nucleosome. The transcript is spliced from 2 exons.